UUCCCAUGAUACCCUAACGUUGUGGGCGAAGGAAACGAAAGCGAAGAAGCUUGGCUUACUUGAAUAUAAUUUGAUUUUAUCAAAUGAACACCGCAGUUUAUGAACUGGUAAAAAUCCCAAUGCCUAUGAAACUUUUUGUUUGUUGAAUUACGGUUUUCGACUUGGACGAGCAGCUGUUAUCAAGCCCAAAUCUCCUAAAAUAAGCGGAGACAUCCAGUGAAUGUCAGAAAGACAAACGAUGAUGGUGUUUGAACUGCCAACACACUGAGCUCUCAUAUACGGCAUCUAAUGAAAAACUACUGCAACCCAACAGAAUCCAGUAUGGAGGACAAGGCAAAUGGCUCAGUCGACACCAAAAGCCCAGUGGAGAACGGUCAGCUGCCAGACCCUUCCAACUGGGGAGUUGCUGAUGUUGUCAAUUAUUUCAAAGCGACAGGGUUUGAGGAGCAAGCUACAGCUUUCCAAGAUCAGGAAAUUGACGGCAAGUCUUUACUCCUGAUGACGCGUAACGACGUCCUAACGGGGCUGUCGAUAAAACUGGGGCCCGCGCUGAAAAUCUACGAGUACCAUGUGAAGCCACUGCAAACCCAGCACCUGAAGAGCAACGCGUCAUAGCACGGCCAGCUGCCCCGACCGCCCACCUCAGCGACAAUCAGCAUGUCAGGAGACUCCAGGUUAGCUGCGGCUUCUUGAAGACUCUUCUGCCAACCGUGGCACCUGACAAGAUUUGAAUGCUGGAUGUUUUUUUUGGAUGUUUUUUUAUAAGCGUGGAUCCCAAAAAAAUGGUCUGCACACUGCAUCCACUCAGCUGUUUACCUUUUCUUAUUUGUGCUGCUUAAGCUAUGUAUUUUUGUGUUUAAUUUAAGAAAAGAAGAGCUUUAGAGUGAGUAUUCUGGACUUUAGAUUUACGUAUGUAUGUGUGUGCAAAGUCAACUAACUUGUAAUGGUUUUUAAAGAAGAAAGUAUUUGUAUAUAAGAUGAUAUAUAGUUGAAAAGGAUGUAUGUUGUCAUAUCUGAACACUUUGAUACCGGCAGAAAACUGAUGCCUCCCUGAAUUUAGUCUUUAUGUUGGAACCUGCACAUCUGAGUCCAUGAUUUGUCCUGAGCAUGUAACAAUGAAGAUUUUUCCCAGGACUUUACCAGAAGCCUCUUUGUUUCUGUACACCACCAUUAUUUAGACUUGAGGCUCUUGAUAUGAAAACCUUUGUGUAUAUAUUCUUAUUAUGUACCUACCUGUGGUGCUUUCAGCUUUGUCAGACAGACGGCUGUAUUGACGUGUUUAUGACCCAUGUUUGCAACAUAACACUGGAGUUUGAAUAUCUUGAUUCUAAAAUUGAUGAUAAAUGGUGCUUUUCGUCUCACCAAAGAACA
Girardinichthys multiradiatus is the source of this 1371-nucleotide messenger RNA. It is a transcript of the gene samd13, whose product is annotated as sterile alpha motif domain containing 13. Gene Ontology annotation, molecular function: protein binding. The transcript has 5 exons. The record is from RefSeq and is a predicted model, not a curated record. NCBI's taxonomy places the organism in Eukaryota, Metazoa, Chordata, Actinopteri, Cyprinodontiformes, Goodeidae. Bases 289 to 615 code for a protein of 108 amino acids.